Iphiclides podalirius (scarce swallowtail) is the source of this 234-nucleotide messenger RNA. The record is from the annotation of a GenBank genome assembly. NCBI's taxonomy places the organism in Eukaryota, Metazoa, Arthropoda, Insecta, Lepidoptera, Papilionidae.
AUGGUAAAGGUGGACGUUAAAUACACAAAGUUGUUCAUCAAUAACGAGUGGGUAGAUGCUGUGAGUAAGAAGACAUUCCCUACCAUCAACCCUCAGGAUGAGACUGUUAUCGCGCAGGUUUCAGAAGGCGAUAAGGCCGACAUCGAUUUGGCUGUUGCCGCAGCCAAGAAUGCCUUCUACCGCUAUUCAGAAUGGCGUACCAUGGACGCCUCAUCAACGAGGCAUGCUGAUGCU